GCAGGUAUCGAGAGACCCAACUCACGGACCGGAGUAUACAGCGCAACACGGUUAUUAUACAAUGUUUGCUGUUCAAUUUGCUCCAAAUAGCGCCAAUUUUGCACUCGGAACGUCAUGACUGGCUCUACCGAACCCAUUCGUAGUCUCCACGGCUUCAAGUGGUUUCUAGUCGUGCUCGCCAUAGUCUCCAGCCUCGGCCUGUACGCUCUCGACAACACCAUCGUCGCCAAUAUUGUUCCCGUUAUCAUCCAAGAUUUGGGCCAAGCAGAACAGCUAGCCUGGCUUUCCGUAGGCUUUACCGCUGGGGGGCUCUGCCUUCUCCUACCCCUAGGCAAGAUAUAUUCUCUCUUCGACCCGAAAUACGUCUACCUCACUUCGGCUGUCCUUUUUUUCGUCGGCUCUGCUCUGUGCGGUGCCGCUCCCAGCAUGAACACCAUGAUCGUGGGUCGUGUUGUUGCUGGCAUCGGCGGCAACGGCUUGUACAUGGGCUCUGUUACCCUCCUGUCACUCAACACAUCUUCCCGGGAGAGACCUGUGUACCUGAGCCUUAACGGUCUAAUCUGGGGUAUCGGUACCGUUCUAGGGCCAAUCCUGGGAGGCCUCUUCGAGAGAGUUGACGCUGGUGGGUGGCGAUGGGCCUUCUACAUCAACCUCUGUGCAGGCGCCGUCAUCACUCCCAUUUGGAUCUUUCUCCUCCCCUCGGCAUCACCGUCAGACAAGCCCUCUAAACGCUCUCGCGCCGCCCGGCUGGACUGGCUGGGCACUAUCCUCAUCCUCGCUUCUAUGCUCCCUUUGGUGCUAGCAGUAGACUUUGGUGGCAGGCUGUUCAGCUGGCGUAGCGCUGCUUCCAUUGUUUUGUUCGUCCUCGCCGCCAUUUUUCUCGCCUUGUUCGCACUGCAGCAACACUUCAGCUUUACUACCAACGAGCGAGAUAGACUUUUUCCCAUGCAUUUCAUGACCAAUCGCCAUGCUGUGCUUCUAGCUGUACUUGCUGCUGCAUGCGAUGUGUUCACUUUUGUCCCGAUAUAUUACAUCCCUCUUUACUUCCAGUUCACACGUGGCGAUGAUGCUCUAAUAUCAGGGGUCCGGCUUCUUCCCUAUAUUGCACUUCUCAGCGCUACUAUGUUGGCCAACGGCGCAUUCAUGUCCAAGGUCGGGCAAUAUAAGGCAUGGUACGUCGUCGGAAGUGUACUCGCGCUCAUCGCCACUGUUUUGUUGUCUAGAGUAACAACGGAUACUCCGGCACAGAACGUAUACGGAUUCGAAGUACUUCUCGGUUUAGGCUCAGGCGCAUUCGUACAAGCCGGCUACGCUGUCCUCUUCUCCAUCCUUGAGCCUGCGGAUAUGGCUUUCGGCACUAGCUUCAUGAUGUUAGCGCAACUUUGCGGUAUCACCUUUGGCCGAGCUAUUGCUAGCGCAAUCUUCGUCAACGAUGCCGUCUCCUCGAUCAUGUUGGUGCUGCCUGAUUUGCCAAGCGACCAAGUUCAGCAUGCAAUAGAAGGAGCAGCAGGCGAGCUCUUUGCCAGCCUCGAUGAACAGUCACGGAUAGCACUUUCUCACGCGUUGGUCAUUUCGUUACGAAAAACAUUCAUACCUUGUUAUGCAGCGGCAGCAUUGUGUCUGGUUCUGUCCAUUGUACUUCCCCACAAGCAGAUGCACGCAACUCCACCGUCUGACUCGGAAAUCGCACGGCCAGAGAAAGACGAUGGUCGUGUCAAGCAAGCAAACAUACUUGAGCGUUGAUGGAAUUAUGCCUUAGUGCGAAACUAUGAUCAUACGCUUAUGUAGUCGACUAAGAGGGAUCAGAUGUGUCAGGCUCUCUUCUUAGUGGUGAUGAAAACUAAGAAGAAAAAAUGUCC
This is a messenger RNA of Dothidotthia symphoricarpi CBS 119687, 1859 nucleotides long. Its product is annotated as MFS general substrate transporter. NCBI's taxonomy places the organism in Eukaryota, Fungi, Ascomycota, Dothideomycetes, Pleosporales, Dothidotthiaceae. The record is from RefSeq and is a predicted model, not a curated record. The transcript has 7 exons. Gene Ontology annotation, biological process: transmembrane transport. The coding region runs from base 115 to 1743 and encodes 542 amino acids. Gene Ontology annotation, molecular function: transmembrane transporter activity.